Messenger RNA from Paecilomyces variotii, 1522 nucleotides. Its product is annotated as alpha-N-arabinofuranosidase 2. NCBI's taxonomy places the organism in Eukaryota, Fungi, Ascomycota, Eurotiomycetes, Eurotiales, Thermoascaceae. The coding region runs from base 212 to 1405 and encodes 397 amino acids. The record is from RefSeq and is a predicted model, not a curated record. Gene Ontology annotation, biological process: carbohydrate metabolic process. Gene Ontology annotation, molecular function: hydrolase activity, hydrolyzing O-glycosyl compounds. The transcript has 4 exons.
UUUUGCUCGGUAGAAUAUGAAUCGGUACAGUGUAUUUUGCGCAAUGGCACGGUAGUAUUGCUAGAAGAAUCGGCUCAUGCGCGGGCUGGGACUACCGGGUACCUGGAUAUAUAAGAGACGUAGAUAGUAUCUCAACAUGGAAUUGCAGACUAGGUGUAGAGUCGGUUCUUUCUAGACGGAUCGAUACAGGACCAGAUGAAGAUAGAACAAAAUGAAGCCGUUAUUCGCAAUCCUCACUGGUAUCAUAGCAGCAGCAGCAGCAGUGUCUGCGCAGUCCUUCGAUCCCAAUGGAGUCACAUCAAACCAGGGCUUCGAUCCAGCUAAGGUCGGAACGAACAAGACGACCAAUGCGACGUAUUCGAAUCCCAUCAUGACUGCCAAUGCGGCUGAUCCAUUCAUGACACGAUACGACGACUGGUAUCUGUUGACGUAUACAACGAACGAUAAUAUCACGUUGAAGAGAUCACAUUCUCUAACAGAUAACUGGGACGACGCAGAGACCCGUGUGGUCUUCAAUCCAGAUCCAAAUAGCGGCGAGCCGUGGGCGACUGAUCUCUGGGCCCCUGAAAUCCACAACAUCUCCGGAAAAUGGUACAUCAUCUUCAGCGCAACCCCCGACGCUGACUCCCCCCACCCCCUCCAAGACGCAAUGUGCCGAUUCUCCUGCCCAGCCAUCAACCACCGGAUGUUCGUUCUCGAAAGCUCCGGCCCCGACCCCUGGACAUCAACCUACAAUCUAAAAGGCAUGCUGAACACCUUCGACCAAUUCGCCAUCGACGGCACCUACUUCCACCACUCCAAUAACCUCUACCAUAUCUAUUCCUGCUGGGAAGACAAAUAUUCCGCCUGGCCGGCAAACCUAUGCAUCACGCGCCUCUCCUCCCCCUGGAACGUCAGCUCAUCGUUACUCGAACGACGAAUGAUCUCCACUCCUUCUGAGCCAUGGGAACAAGUACCCUACGGUCGAGCGGGGCGAUUAGCUACAAACGAAGGACCGCAGCAAUUAACGAAUCCGAAAACAGGACAGGAGUUCAUUGUGUAUUCGGCUGCGAGGGUGAAUACGCCGUUUUAUUGUCUCGGGUUGUUGGAAUUGGUGGGUGAUGAUCCGAUGGAGUAUCAGAGUUGGAGGAAGAGGAGGGAUGGGUGUGUGUUUCAUCAGAAUGGGAAGGAAGGGGUGUUUGGGACGGGGCAUGCGAGUUUUACGGUUAGUAGUAGUAGUAGUAGUAGUGAGGAUGGGGUGGAAAGUUGGUUGGUUUAUCAUGCGCAGACGGAGGCGGAUCCGAGUGCAAACCUCUACCGAACAAUACGAACUCAGAAAUUCACCUGGAAUGAAGAAGACGGCACGCCUAUUUUCCCUGCUGCUGCGAACGGGCCAUUUCCUGUUCCGAAGGGGCAGGUCUCGUGAAUCGAAUCAUUAAUUGUGUGAGUCAAUCUCAACUACUCAACCACUCAGUCGGUCAGUUAUGAUAGAUGAAGAUGAAAGAUCAAGAUCGGAUUGGAUUAGAUUAGACUAGGGUGGGUU